Marmota monax (woodchuck) is the source of this 3658-nucleotide messenger RNA. RefSeq names its product BMP/retinoic acid inducible neural specific 1 (gene Brinp1). Bases 398 to 2683 code for a protein of 761 amino acids. Gene Ontology annotation, biological process: negative regulation of mitotic cell cycle; positive regulation of neuron differentiation. NCBI's taxonomy places the organism in Eukaryota, Metazoa, Chordata, Mammalia, Rodentia, Sciuridae. The transcript is spliced from 8 exons. The record is from RefSeq and is a predicted model, not a curated record.
CCAGCCGCCUCGCUCCGGGUCCCCACGGCUGCGAACUGAUCUGGCGCGGGGGGAGGAGGAGAGCGCAGGCGAGAGUGGGAGAGAGCUGGCGAGAGAGCAGGAGCCGGGAGGCACAGGGAGUAGUGACCGCCUUCCGGAGCCGGGAUUCAUGCCUGUCCUCGGGACCAGCGAAGGGGACUUUACGGCUGAGUAUGAGCCAGGCUGCUAGGAGCCAGGUACCCCCACGCCUGCAGUCCCCGCGCCGUCCCCGGUAUGCGAGCUGGACGCAGGGCUCUCCCAAGUUCCCACCGAGCAGAAUAAAAAGCGUCGGCCCGCAGCUCUCCGCCAAAGACGGACAUUGACUCCAGGACUCCAGAGAAUGGAGCAAGAAUGAGAGGAAAAAGGCCGGCAGAAAAGCAUGAACUGGAGGUUUGUUGAGCUCCUCUACUUCCUGUUUGUAUGGGGCCGUAUCUCAGUGCAGCCCUCCCACCAGGAACCAGCUGGGACAGACCAACAUGUCUCCAAGGAAUUUGAUUGGCUUAUUUCAGACAGGGGGCCUUUCCACCACUCCAGGAGCUACCUAUCCUUUGUGGAAAGACACCGACAAGGAUUUACAACCAGAUAUAAAAUAUACAGGGAGUUUGCCCGUUGGAAGGUGAGGAACACAGCCAUUGAGAGGAGAGAUCUGGUUCGUCAUCCAGUACCCCUCAUGCCAGAGUUUCAAAGGAGCAUCCGUCUGCUUGGCAGGAGACCCACCACUCAGCAGUUCAUCGACACCAUCAUCAAAAAGUACGGCACUCACCUCCUCAUCUCUGCCACGUUGGGAGGAGAGGAGGCUUUGACCAUGUACAUGGACAAAAGUCGCCUCGACAGGAAGUCAGGGAAUGCCACUCAAAGCGUCGAAGCUCUGCACCAGCUGGCGUCGUCCUACUUUGUUGACCGUGAUGGCACCAUGAGGAGACUCCAUGAGAUCCAGAUAUCAACUGGAGCAAUCAAGGUCACAGAGACACGCACUGGGCCUCUGGGCUGUAACAGCUAUGACAAUCUGGACUCUGUGAGUUCCGUCCUUCUGCAAAGCACGGAGAGCAAACUGCACCUUCAAGGUCUUCAGAUAAUCUUCCCUCAGUAUCUGCAAGAGAAGUUUGUCCAGUCGGCCUUGAGCUACAUCAUGUGCAAUGGCGAGGGCGAGUACGUGUGCCAGAGCAGCCAGUGCCGAUGCCAGUGUGCCGAGGAGUUCCCGCAGUGCAACUGCCCCGUCACCGACAUCCAGAUCCUGGAGUACACGCUGGCCAACAUGGCCAAGUCAUGGGCUGAAGCAUACAAGGACCUGGAGAAUUCAGAUGAAUUUAAGUCAUUUAUGAAGCGUCUCCCCAGCAACCACUUCCUGACCAUCGGUAGUAUCCACCAGCACUGGGGCAACGACUGGGACCUGCAGAACCGCUACAAGCUCCUCCAGAGUGCCACGGAGGCUCAGAGGCAAAAGAUCCAGCGCACUGCCCGCAAGCUCUUCGGUCUCAGUGUACGCUGCCGCCACAACCCCAACCACCAGCUGCCUAGAGAGAGGACAAUUCAGCAGUGGCUUGCAAGGGUCCAGUCUCUUCUCUACUGCAACGAGAACGGGUUUUGGGGAACCUUCCUGGAGAGCCAGAGGAGUUGUGUGUGCCACGGUAGCACCACACUUUGCCAGCGCCCCAUCCCCUGCAUCAUAGGAGGGAACAACAGCUGCGCCAUGUGCAGCCUGGCCAACAUCUCCCUCUGUGGCUCCUGCAACAAAGGCUACAAGCUGUACCGAGGCCGCUGCGAACCACAGAACGUGGACUCUGAGCGGAGCGAGCAGUUCAUCAGCUUCGAGACCGACCUGGACUUCCAGGACCUGGAGCUGAAGUACCUGCUGCAGAAGAUGGACUCGCGCCUCUACGUCCAUACCACCUUCAUCAGCAACGAGAUCCGCCUGGACACAUUCUUCGACCCUCGGUGGCGCAAGCGCAUGUCCCUCACUCUCAAGAGCAACAAGAACCGAAUGGACUUCAUACACAUGGUGAUCGGCAUGUCCAUGCGCAUCUGCCAGAUGCGCAACAGCAGCCUGGACCCCAUGUUCUUUGUCUAUGUCAAUCCCUUCAGCGGGAGCCACUCCGAGGGCUGGAACAUGCCCUUUGGGGAAUUCGGCUACCCUCGUUGGGAGAAGAUCCGUCUCCAAAACAGCCAAUGCUACAACUGGACUCUCUUGCUGGGCAAUCGGUGGAAAACGUUUUUUGAGACGGUCCACAUCUACCUACGUAGUCGGACUCGGCUACCUACCCUGCUGCGGAAUGAGACUGGCCAGGGCCCCGUGGACCUGUCUGAUCCCUCCAAGAGGCAGUUCUACAUCAAGAUCUCGGAUGUGCAGGUGUUUGGGUACAGCCUGAGGUUCAACGCCGACCUCCUGCGCAGCGCAGUGCAGCAGGUUAAUCAGUCCUACACACAGGGCGGCCAGUUCUACUCCUCUUCGUCGGUGAUGCUCCUCUUGUUGGAUAUUCGGGACCGAAUUAAUCGCCUGGCCCCUCCGGUGGCCCCGGGGAAACCCCAGCUGGACCUGUUCUCGUGUAUGCUGAAACACCGCCUGAAACUGACCAACAGCGAGAUCAUCAGGGUGAACCACGCACUGGACCUCUACAACACCGAGAUCCUGAAACAGUCGGACCAGAUGACAGCCAAACUCUGCUAACGCGGGACCCCGGGCCAUGGACUGUCCCUUUUGUUGUACAAACACAACAGAACAAAGCAAAGCUAAACAAAACACAAAAAUUUGUAAAAUGUAAUUAAUGUUCAAAGAAAAGGAGGAAAAAUCUUCAUUUGUUGGAAACUAAAACGUUCUAGCAACUGUAUAAAAACCGUUGGGCAUGUUUGUUACUUCUAUACUCUGUCAUGAAGAAGGGUCUCAGCCUUCGGUGGAGCUUUGAGGGAGUGGCUCGGUAGGCCUCAGGUGCUGUCUGGAGCGGGGAGAGGGAGAGCUUAUGCAAUGAAUUGUAAAGAUCUCUGCUGUGCAGGUGCUAAGAUUAAACACUAAAGAGAGAGAGAGAUAUGUAAUGUACAACUGACACUGCCAUUUUUCCUUGUGGGAGGAAAUGGACAUAGAUAAAGAAGAUAUUUCUUCGGUUAAGAUUUCUUCCCUCUUUAUGCUUAUUUCCUUGUGGUUUUUUUUCUUUGACUCAUUCUCAAACAGGGGUGGGGGGAUGCAAUGACACUACUUUCUUACUCAUAUGGCUUCUUUUCUUCUCAAUAAAUGGAAACUGAUGCAAGUUGGCCAGCAGGUGAGCUUGGGAGGAGACACAUUCACAUAAACACAGGGCGAAAAGUAACCUCAGAUAUUAGUGCAGGAAACUCUUUAGUUUGGAAAAUAGGUACCAGGGGGCAUGGCAUACCCAUUUUAACACCCACAAUAACUGCCUGAAUUGAGUUUGAAUCCUGCUUUCUGAUGCCCUUAAAUGUGCAACUUCUUACAAAACACACUGGCCACUUUUGUGUUUUCCCCUUCAGCAAAGCUUCCAAGGGAUGAAAUGUUCUGUUUGAUAGUCAUUCUGUGCAUGUGAAGAGGUUCCUCCUGCUACUUUCACCAAAAAGAAAUAGGGUAGUGUCAGAUUUCCUACAAAUGCAUUCCAUAUUAAAGUCUUAGUUUGAAUAAAAUCAAGGGCCAUAAUUU